Propithecus coquereli (Coquerel's sifaka) is the source of this 3002-nucleotide messenger RNA. RefSeq names its product solute carrier family 6 (neutral amino acid transporter), member 15 (gene SLC6A15). Gene Ontology annotation, cellular component: membrane. Gene Ontology annotation, biological process: sodium ion transmembrane transport; L-leucine transport. The record is from RefSeq and is a predicted model, not a curated record. NCBI's taxonomy places the organism in Eukaryota, Metazoa, Chordata, Mammalia, Primates, Indriidae. Gene Ontology annotation, molecular function: proline:sodium symporter activity.
AUGCGCGCGCACACACGCACCCGCGCGCCUGCAUCCCGUGCUGUUCCCCUGGCAGACACACAGGCGCUCACUAGUCUCUCCUUGCCAGGCUGCAGGGCAGCGACCCCUAAACCCAGCCCGAGGGCCCGCCCUUGGCAAGCAGCUGCUUCUCUCCAGAUAGCUCCUUUGGGGCCUCGGUCAGAGCCGCCUGGACCCUUCGCGACUGCUGCAGCCAGGACGUGGAAGCAGCAAGAAGCUCUGGGGCAAGGCACACUAACGGUACCUACAGAAUAUUGGACAUACAGACCCAGGAUCCAUAAGACUUUAUCACCUUGAAUCAAGGAUUUAUUUGGUAUCAUCCUCGGUCCCUUCAUACCAAGUAACAUUUUUUUCUUUAAAAAAAAAAAGAACUAACAGUUGCUAAAAGAGAGUUUUUAAAAAUAAUACUUCCCAUACUUUCCAAUGCCUAAGAAUAGCAAGGUGGUAAAAAGAGAACUAGACGAUGAGGUUAUUGAGUCUGUCAAAGACCUUCUUUCCAAUGAAGACUCAGUUGAUGAUGCUUUUAAAAAGAGUGAACUAAUUGUUAAUGUCCAAGAAGAGAAAGACACAGAUAUUGAAGAAGGAUCUGAAAUCGAAGAUGAAAGACCAGCUUGGAACAGUAAACUACAAUACAUCCUGGCCCAGGUUGGAUUUUCUGUAGGUUUGGGGAAUGUGUGGCGAUUCCCAUACCUAUGCCAGAAGAAUGGGGGUGGUGCAUAUCUUUUACCAUAUUUAAUACUACUUCUGGUAAUAGGUAUUCCCCUUUUUUUCCUGGAACUUUCUGUGGGUCAAAGAAUUCGGCGAGGCAGCAUUGGUGUGUGGAAUUACAUAAGCCCUAAACUGGGCGGGAUUGGAUUUGCAAGUUGUGUAGUGUGUUUUUUUGUGGCUCUCUACUACAACGUCAUCAUUGGCUGGAGCUUGUUUUAUUUUUCUCAGUCUUUUCAGCAACCUCUACCUUGGGAUCAGUGUCCUUUGGUGAAAAAUGCUUCACAUACUCUUAAACAGCUUGAAAUAAUGCUGGAGCCCAAGGUUUGGAGAGAAGCUGCUACUCAGGUGUUCUUUGCCUUAGGUCUGGGAUUUGGUGGCGUCAUUGCCUUUUCAAGCUACAACAAAAGAGACAACAACUGCCACUUUGAUGCUGUCUUGGUGUCCUUCAUCAAUUUUUUCACUUCUGUACUGGCAACAUUGGUGGUGUUUGCAGUUCUGGGAUUCAAAGCAAAUGUCAUAAAUGAGAAAUGCAUUGCACAAAAUUCAGAAAUGAUCAUAAAAUUUUUAAAAAUGGGAAAUAUUAGUCAGGACAUUAUUCCCCAUCAUGUCAACCUUUCCGCUGUUACUGAAGAAGAUUAUCAUUUAGUUUAUGACAUCAUCCAAAAAGUGAAAGAAGAAGAGUUUCCUGUUCUUCAUCUCAAUUCCUGUCAAAUUGGAGAUGAGCUAAAUAAACUCACAUUUUAUCUUAGAAGCAGGUUUAUGGAAGACCUAAGAGAUAUGCUAGGCUUUGCUCCCAGCAGAUAUUACUACUAUAUUUGGAAAUACAUUUCUCCUUUAAUGCUAUUAUCAUUGCUAAUAGCAAGUGUGGUGAAUAUGGGAUUAAGUCCUCCUGGCUAUAAUGCCUGGAUUGAAGAUAAGGCAUCUGAAGAAUUUCUGAGCUAUCCAACGUGGGGAAUGGUUGUCUGUAUCGCUCUGAUGGUCCUCGCAAUACUCCCUGUCCCAGUAGUCUUCAUCGUUCGUCGCUGCAACCUCAUAGACGAUAGUUCUGGUAAUUUAGCAUCUGUGACCUAUAAGAGAGGAAGGGUCCUGAAAGAGCCUGUAAACUUAGAGGGAGAUGAUGCAAGCCUCAUUCAUGGAAAGAUACCAAGUGAGAUGUCAUCUCCAAAUUUUGGUAAAAAUAUUUAUCGAAAACAGAGUGGAUCACCAACUCUGGAUACUGCUCCCAAUGGACGGUAUGGAAUAGGGUACUUGAUGGCAGAUAUGCCAGAUAUGCCGGAAUCUGAUUUGUAGCUGGGGGAAAACCCAGCGUGUUUUGUUUGGUUCAUUUUCAUCAAUGAACAUUGGCUCUAUUAAGAGAAGCAUUAGGCUUCACUUAUCAGAGGGCGAUCUCAGGUGUUCCAUGGCUGUGAUCUUUAAUUCUAACAGUAUAUGUCAAUUCAACUAGAGCAUUCCUUUGGAUUCUUUGGUUUACAUUGUGCAGAAAGGAUUACAGACGAAGCUCACAAUGACCGAGGUCCAUGUUUGUCAGGAUUUUUAAAAGUACUUUUGGUGUAUUUUCAAGCAUUUCUAUUUCUAAAACAGGUAUUACCUCAGUUUCUAAUAAUUUCUGGGUUUAAUAGUAUUGGCAAUUCAAAAAUGGUAUACCUUAAAAUUUACAAGUUUGACUUCAAGCUAACUUCCAGUAUUACAAGGAGCAGAUCUGUAAUUUGGUGCCUCUCAGCACAUUUCCAUGAAUAUAUUGUGUAGAUAGGCUGUAAUUAUUUUGGUAGCAUUGAUACCUUCUUAGGUAAUUAGCUGAAAAAACUGCAAAAUAUUUUCCUAUGUAAUAGCUGUAUAGAGCAAUAGUAUCAAAGAAUAAGAAGGCACGAAUGCUGGGAUGAAAGGUAAAAUUCACAGGUGACUGAGAAUCAUGUGAGUGAUGGCUGUAUAUUUUGUGUAAAAUAUAUGUGUGAAAAUGAUUUAUGAGGGAGUCACUCAGCACUCUCAAGAAUUAUGCAGAUUCUGCAUUUUUCUUAUGCCGUGUGCCUAAAAACCUACUUGGUAUUUAUUGUGGCUUCAAGAUUACUCAUAGUAUAUUUAUAUAAUAUACUUGCAAUGUAUAUAGAUAUAUAUUAGUACUUUAAGUACUGAUUUGAAAACUUGAAGCAAGAUGGCAUUUUAUUUCAUAUACUUCGGUUUUGCUUCUGUUUCAUGCAAAUAUAAAUCCUUUUUUAAGUGAUUGUUAAAAUUGUAUGGCAUUACAUUUUAAUCUACAAAUAAACAAAGUUUAAAAAUGA